CAAAUGCAGAAGUGGUUCUCAUCUUUUUUUGCAGCUUAAGAUCUACCUUGAUAUUUGAAGAGAUCUAAACUAGAUCAAUUUCUUUCACAGGAUCAACUAAACAGUGUACCAGAAUGAAUUCUGAACUUGACUAUUACGAAAACUUUGAAGAACUCCAUGGGAUUCUAAUGUAUAAACCUUUCGUCAAAUAUUGGGAUGAUGUGGAAGCAUUCCAGGCAAGACCAGAUGAUCUUGUCAUUGCCACCUAUCCUAAAUCUGGCACAACCUGGGUUAGUGAAAUUGCAUAUAUGAUCUAUAAAGAGGGUGAUGUGGAAAAGUGUAAAGAAGAUGCAAUUUUUAAUCGAAUACCUUUCCUGGAAUGCAGAAAUGAAAACCUCAUGAAUGGAGUAAAACAAUUAGAUGAGAUGAAUUCUCCUAGAAUUGUGAAGACUCAUUUGCCACCUGAACUUCUUCCUGCCUCAUUUUGGGAAAAGAAUUGUAAGAUAAUAUAUCUUUGCCGGAAUGCUAAGGAUGUGGCUGUUUCCUUUUAUUAUUUCUUUCUAAUGGUGGCUGGUCAUCCAAAUCCUGGAUCCUUUCCAGAGUUUGUGGAGAAAUUCAUGCAAGGACAGGUUCCUUAUGGUUCCUGGUAUAAGCAUGUAAAAUCUUGGUGGGAAAAGGAAAAGAGUCCACGUGUACUAUUUCUUUUCUAUGAAGACCUGAAAGAGGAUAUCAGAAAAGAGGUGAUAAAAUUGAUACAUUUCCUGGAGAGGAAGCCAUCAGAGGAACUUGUGGACAAGAUUAUACAUCAUACUUCAUUCCAGGAGAUGAAGAACAAUCCAUCCACAAAUUACACAACAAUGCCAGAUGAAAUUAUGAACCAGAAACUGUCGCCCUUCAUGAGAAAGGGAAUUAUAGGAGACUGGAAAAAUCACUUUACAGUAGCCCUGAAUGAAAAAUUUGAUAAACAUUAUGAGGAGCAAAUGAAGGAAUCUACACUAAAGAUUCGAACUGAGAUCUAAGAAGGUCUUUCUUUACUUAGCAUAUCUGAUAUUAAAGAUUUCUUUUCAUUAUUCUCCACUUUUUCUUAUUUUACAUUGCUAGAAAAGACAUAAUCAUGGAUUACGGUGACAUUUUCUUUUUAAAUUUUUGUUUAACAAUUUUUUUUGAGACAGAGUCUCACUCUCUUGCCCAGGCUGGAGAACAGUGGCACAAUCAGGGCUCAUUGCAGCCUUGACCUCCUUGACUCAAGUGAUCCUCCCACCUCAGCCUCCCAAGUAGCUAGGACUACAAACAUGUGCAACCAUGCUUGGCUAAUUUUUUUAUGUUUUUUUUUUUUUUUUUUUUUUUUUUUUUGUAGAGAUGAGGUCUUACUAUAUUGUCCAGGCUCAUCUUGAAUUCCUGGGCUCAAGCCUCCCAAGUAGCUGCAACAACAGGCACACACCACCAUGCUCAACUAAUUUUAUUAUUAUUAUUUUUUUUGUAUAGACAGGGGCUUGCUAUAUUGUCCAGGCUGGUGUCAAUCCCUUGAGUUCAAGUGAUCCUCCCACACCAGCCUCCCAGAAUACUGGGAUUACAGGCAUGAGGCACCAUGCCUGGCCCAGGUAACAUGUUUAUUGAGCUGUACAUAUACAUGAGAAAUAAGAAACUUUUUUUUCUCCUGCUAUUAUCUCUUAAAUUUUGUUUUAUUUUUCUUUUGCUUCCUCUUCUUCUUUUCUAUUUUUUAUAAAUAUUAUGCACAACUAUAACCUAUGGGAAUGAUGUAGUAACAUAGAAUAUUCAUCUUGUUAGAGUUGUAUUCAAAAUAAACAAGCACUUCAAAUUA
Molecule: messenger RNA, 1801 nt
Organism: Rhinopithecus roxellana (golden snub-nosed monkey)
Lineage: Eukaryota; Metazoa; Chordata; Mammalia; Primates; Cercopithecidae
Gene: SULT1E1
Product: sulfotransferase family 1E member 1
Exons: 8
Coding region: 114-998 (294 amino acids)
Biological process (GO): sulfation
Cellular component (GO): cytoplasm
Molecular function (GO): sulfotransferase activity
Source: RefSeq, a predicted model, not a curated record